AUGCAGCCAUUUACGAGAGGACGUAAUGAGUAUAAUGAAUUUACAGAAGAAAGACUCGUUGAAGAGGAUAUCUAUUUACCAACAAAUAAACGCGAUACUACUCGUUUAUAUGAUGAAAAGCGUGAAGUCUACGAAAUCUCCAUUAUGGAGGUAUUUGCUAAAACGUUUAAAUUUAAAUAUAUAUUUUUACCAAUAUUUAGUGAUGUUGAAGAGGAGACCAUAUUGAAUAGUGAUAAUUGUGAGCAACUAGUAGAAAAGGAAGUAUUGGCAACAAGUAUGGCGGAAUCCCGCCCUGUGGAGAAAAGACAAAGACAAAACAGUGACGACACGGAAAAUGAAAAUGAAGAGUUUAUUACGGUACAGAGACGGAGUAAACGCAUACAUAGAAGUUCGUCUAGCAAUGAUGAAAUAUAUGAAGUGUGCUUAUCUUCCAAACAGGCCUUACCUAAACAAAUAGAGACUAGAUCAUAUAGAGAUGUUUUAAUUACAACAAAACAAAUGCCAAGUAUUGAGGAGCACGAAGAUAUGUCAAAUGAUGUAGAAGAAAUGAAUGAUGAUGAUACUGAAGGUUAUUCAAAGAAUCCAUGUAGUUCACGAGAUAUAGCUAUGAAUUUAGAUUGGACAACUAUUAAUGAAAAUUUAGGCAGCGAUCAUUUAAUGUUAAAGUAUACUCUCCGUUAUAAAGAUAAGUUAUCGUUUACUAAAAAAAGGAACUAUAAAAAUGCUAAUUGGAUAGAAUACAAAAAUAUAUUAGAAAAAGAAUUUAAUGAAUUUGAUUUUGAAACAAAUGAUAUUCAAAUUAUGUAUGAUAAGUUCAUUCAGCGAAUAAAUUUAGCUGCGGAUAAAGCAAUACCAUAUAUAAAGUACUGUAAUAAUUUAGAUCGAAAAUUUGUUCCCAAACCUUUUUGGAAUCAAACAUUAUCUAAAAUAGUUGCUGAGAGGAGGUUAGCACUUAAAAAUCUUAGAAGAAAUCCAACCCCUCAUAAUCUAGAUAUAUUAGAGCAAAAAGUAACUGAGGCCCGAAUGUUAAUAGUUAAAAUUGAGUCUGAGAGUUGGCAUUCUUUUUGUAGUGAUAUCGAUGAAAAUACAACUGUAAUGGAUAUGUGGCGUAAGAUGCAAUGGAUGAAAGGCUUGAGAAGGACUAAAAUUUGUACAUCAGAUGAGAGAAAACAGAAAUUAUUAGAGUCAUUGGCUCCCGACUUUGUAUCGCCUAACAUACCAUUAUUAAGAUCAAAAAAUGAAGCAUUAGAAUCUCCAUUUACGUACUCCGAAUUGGACAAUACUUUAAAACAAAAAAAUAGUUCUCCUGGAGAUGACAAUAUCUCUUACUCGAUACAACUAUCAGCAUGCUACGAACUAGUGCAUACAAUAGAUGAGCUGUCUAUUUCCUUAACACAAGUUACAUAUUCCCUUCUAUCUGGAGAUGUGGAAGCAAUAUUGGAUGUGAAACGCAAUCUUGUAUUGGUGAUAGAAUAUUUACGGUCGGCAAUACAGUAUUUAGAAGUUGACAGGGUAAAUGUUAAGAUCCUGGAGGAAGUUUAUGCUUUUUAUACAACGUCGUCUUUUUUUUCGAUAAAUGAUACUUCAAAAGAAGGCAAAUGGAGAGUUGUGACUAGCAAGUAUAUGGACGAUACGUAUUCCUUAUUGUUCCAGUUGAGAGAAGAGCAAGUUAAUUUAUGGGUAACUGUUAGAGAAUCAGCGGCCGCAGAGAUAUGGGCGGCGCGGCGAACUCUAGUUCUGGGUAUCUCAGUACUUGGAGUGGUCAUUUGUGCAGCGCCCGUUCUUGUAUUACUACUGCGGCACACGUUUCGUACGCUACAGGCGUUCACAGAGUCCAUAGAACAUAGCACACAGCAGGUGAUGAUAGAGAAGCAAAAGAGUGAUCUAUUACUAUCGAGGAUGUUGCCAAUACCAGUCCUGAGGAGACUUAGAGCCCAAAGAACGGUACCAGCGGAGGCCUUUGAUGCAGUAACGAUAUACUUCAGUGAUAUUGUAGGCUUUACAAAUAUAGCUGCUACGAGCACUCCCAUGGAGAUAAUUAACAUGUUAAACAUGUUAUAUAGGAUGUUCGACGAUAAAAUAAUGCAGUAUAAUGUGUAUAAAGUGGAAACGAUAGGAGACGCUUACAUGGUUGUGUCAGGGCUGCCACAGAGAAACGGCAACCGCCAUGCAUCAGAAAUAGCAGAUAUGUCGUUAUCUCUAAUGCGUAGUUUGGAAGGUGCUCGGAUCCCACAUCGACCCGAUGAUCUGCUUCGAAUCCGGGCAGGUGUCAAUACUGGGCCGUGUGUAGCGGGCGUCGUCGGUGCCACUAUGCCUCGGUACUGCCUGUUUGGAGACACUAUCAAUACGGCCAGCAGGAUGGAGAGCACUGGGGAACCAAUGAAAAUACACAUAUCGCAAACGACGAAGGCGGCGUUAGAAGAGAUUGGCAAUUACAUUAUGGAGUCGAGAGGAGUGGUGGAUGUGCAGGGCAAAGGUCCAAUGGAGACUUUUUGGUUAGUGGGAAAAGUUGGCGAGAUGGUGAUUGAGAGUCCACCAUGUCUACGCCUCGAGGACUACGACCAGAAUGUAUUAGAGCUUUUAAUUAAG
This is a messenger RNA of Brenthis ino (lesser marbled fritillary), 2589 nucleotides long. The record is from the annotation of a GenBank genome assembly. NCBI's taxonomy places the organism in Eukaryota, Metazoa, Arthropoda, Insecta, Lepidoptera, Nymphalidae.